Coprinopsis cinerea okayama7#130 is the source of this 934-nucleotide messenger RNA. RefSeq lists its product as hypothetical. The transcript is spliced from 7 exons. Gene Ontology annotation, cellular component: nucleus. Gene Ontology annotation, molecular function: transcription coactivator activity. Lineage: Eukaryota; Fungi; Basidiomycota; Agaricomycetes; Agaricales; Psathyrellaceae. Bases 145 to 873 code for a protein of 242 amino acids. The record is from RefSeq and is a predicted model, not a curated record. Gene Ontology annotation, biological process: transcription by RNA polymerase II.
GGUACCGGUACACCUCUAGGUCACCCACACCUCUCCAGCGGUAUUUAGGCUGCUAAACUCACCCUUCGAUCUUUAGAUCCUAUCGUCUUCAACGAGGACGAGACAUUCUACGAUUUCUGGAGACUUUUGCUGCAGGAUCUAACUAUGCCGCCCAAGGGAGGAAACUCUAAGAAGGAAGCAGGCCGCGCAAAGAAGGCGGAGAACGAGGCUAAAAAGGCAGAAGCUGCAGCCGCUGAACGAGAACGCAAGGAGGCAGCUGCAUGGGAGGACAACGACACCAAGGGUGGCAAAGCAAAGAAACAAGCGCAGGAGGAGAAGCGUAAAGCCGAUCUCGCUCGCAAAGCUGAAGCUGCUCGACUUCUGGCGGAGGAAGAGGCUUCGUUGCCGUCCAAAGUUAAGGCUGGACCCAAGGCUGGCAAGAAGAAGGAUACGAGGCCUGCUGGUCCUGGAGCUAUUGCCGCUGGUGGCGGACUUGGCUCUAUCAGUCCAAAGGGCAAGGAGAAGGAAGAGGAGGUUGAGAGCUUCCAUGCAUCUGGUUUGGAUAACGCGUUGGAUCUGUUGGAGGUUGUGACUGCGAAGAUGGAUAAGGCUAGCGUUGGGAGCCAGGCUGCGAACAUUGAGCGACAUCCCGAGCGACGAUUCAAGGCUGCAUUCGAAGCGUACUCUGAACGUGAACUGCCUAAGCUCAAGAUCGAUCACCCUGGUCUCCGUCUGCAACAAUACAAGGAAUUGCUAUACAAGAACUUCCAGAAAUCACCUGAGAAUCCGUUCAACCAAACCACUGUUGCAUAUGAUGCAACCAAGGAGGAGAAACUCGAGGCCCUCAACAAACGGAAGGCGGAGAUUGAGGAACGACUCCGAGACAAGAAGUGAUAGCUGGAUACCUUUCCCGGCACUGCCUGCUAGACUGACUGGAGGCGAUUCCACUGUAUGA